Messenger RNA from Laetiporus sulphureus 93-53, 882 nucleotides. RefSeq names its product transcription initiation factor IIE subunit beta. Gene Ontology annotation, cellular component: transcription factor TFIIE complex. Gene Ontology annotation, biological process: transcription initiation at RNA polymerase II promoter. The transcript has 4 exons. The record is from RefSeq and is a predicted model, not a curated record. Lineage: Eukaryota; Fungi; Basidiomycota; Agaricomycetes; Polyporales; Laetiporaceae. Bases 1 to 882 code for a protein of 293 amino acids.
AUGGCCGGUCUCGCCAGAGAUGCUGCAGCAUUCAAGUCCGCUUUGCACAGGCAGGACUACUCAUCAUGGCACUCUCAGCCUCCACCGCUGCAACACCCGGCGACAGAGACUCCCGAACCGUCGUCAAAGUCCAAGAAGAAACGGCAGAAAUCGAGCACGUCUCUUUCUCAUCUGCUCGACUCAUCCGCCUUGCCUGCAGACACCGGUUCCGGGACCAAUGUCAAUACCCAGCUCGUCUAUGCCGUCAAUCACCUCAAGUCGACCGGUAAUCCCAUGCGGCUGCAAGACUUGGCCAUCAUUACGAAUACCCCUGUUGACACGGACAGAGUUCUCUUUGAAAAGUUCAAAGCGCAUGACCGUGUUUUGUACGAUAUCAAGACGGAUCUUUACUCGUAUCGUCAUGACUACAACGUACGAAACAAGGCAGCCCUUCUUACAGAGAUUCAGCGGCAAACAAGGAAAGGAGGUGGUCUGUCAGUGCGCACCCUGAAGGACAGCUGGAAAGAGGCGCCGCAGGCCAUUGAAGAGCUUGAGAACGAGGGCGAAGUAUACGUCACUCGUACACUGAAGGACGGACAGAUGAGGAUGGUAUUCUGGAAUGAGAUAAAGCCGGACGAAGAGAGCGGGGGAAUGUCCGUAGAGAAAGAAUUCAACGACCUAUGGCAUUCGCUCGAAGUCCCGAACGACGUCGAUCUACUGAAGCAGCUUGCCUCAGAGGGCCUACAAGCAACCGCCGCAGAGAUUGUCACCUCAAAGGCUCCUGCGACAAAGAAGAAGGGCAAGAGGUCCGCACCACGGUAUCGGCAGGUGCGCAUCACGAACACGCACCUGAGGGGCCAGAUCGACCUUUCCCGGGAUUACAUAGCACCAGCGGCCAAGUGA